AAUCUCCAAAUUUCGUUCUCACGAUCACCGGAUCGCUGGCCGCAUCUCACCUCGACGACUCUCAUAAGGCGUACGCGAGAUUGCCGCCGCGUUCUUUCUCUUCAUUCCCCUCUUCUCACCUCCCAAACUCAUCUACACGCAUCUGAUUCACCAUGCGCGGACGUCGUGGAGGCUUUGGCGGAUCCAGGGGCGGCUUUGGCGGCGGACGUCACGGUGGCGGCUUCGGCGGUCCUGGUCCUCGUCCAGGAGGUUUCGGCGGACGGCCAAGUGGCGGCUAUGGUGGAGGUCGUCCAGGUGGUGGUCGCCCCAGUCAUGGACCCAGUCCUGGAUACGGCCCACGCCCAGGUGGCCCCAGCUACUCUCACGCAAGUGGCCCCGUCCCAUGCCUCCACCCCGGAUGCGCCGCCCGAUGUUCGGUUUCUGGCCUUUCUGGCGCCCCCGCGCCGUUGUGGUACCCGUUGCACCGGCAGUGGUUGUUGUGCGCCGCCGCCGGUUCUGUGGCUUGUUUUAGUCGCGGAGAUGCGGAAAGGCAUGGCGGACGAUAUGCAGUUGCAGUGUUCAAUUGAGAUACAUCACUUACCCGGAGGACAGAAUUGGUGUAAUGAGGAUCAACCGUCGGUAGCCGAUGAUCUACGCCCCACGAUUGUCUCACUUGAAUAGAUCUAAGCCAA
Messenger RNA from Cutaneotrichosporon oleaginosum, 671 nucleotides. The record is from RefSeq and is a predicted model, not a curated record. Lineage: Eukaryota; Fungi; Basidiomycota; Tremellomycetes; Trichosporonales; Trichosporonaceae.